AUGUCAUUAGCUGAAUUCAGAUCCAGAAUUUGUGAUAGUAUGAACGUUCCACAAAGAAAGUUGAUGUGUUUCCAAGCAAACCCAACUGCUGAAUCAUUAGAGAAAUUUCCAGAUUUAGGAUCAUUAUGGGUUGAAUUCUGUGAUGAAGCUUCGGUUGGUAUUAAAACCAUGAGAAACUUCUGUAUCCACAUUAGUGAAAAGAACUUCAGUACAGGUAUCUUCAUUUAUCAAUCAUCCAUUACUCCAAGUGCCAACAAGUUGAUUCCUACUGUGUCACCAGCGUCGAUUGAGACUUUCCAGGAAGGUGAUUUAGUGGUCAAUAUUACCCAUCACGAGUUGGUUCCAAAGCAUAUCAAGUUAGCCAGAGACGAGAAGAAAGAAUUGUUAGAGAGAUAUAGAUUGAAGGAAUCACAAUUACCUAGAAUCCAAAGAGAAGACCCAGUUGCCAGGUACUUGGGAUUGAAGAGAGGUGAAGUAGUCAAAAUCAUUAGGAGAUCUGAAACUUCGGGUCGUUACGCUUCCUAUAGAAUUUGUUUGUAA
Molecule: messenger RNA, 540 nt
Organism: Debaryomyces fabryi
Lineage: Eukaryota; Fungi; Ascomycota; Pichiomycetes; Serinales; Debaryomycetaceae
Product: DNA-directed RNA polymerase core subunit
Exons: 1
Coding region: 1-540 (179 amino acids)
Biological process (GO): DNA-templated transcription
Cellular component (GO): RNA polymerase I complex; RNA polymerase III complex; RNA polymerase II, core complex
Molecular function (GO): DNA binding; DNA-directed RNA polymerase activity
Source: RefSeq, a predicted model, not a curated record